Paramecium octaurelia is the source of this 779-nucleotide messenger RNA. NCBI's taxonomy places the organism in Eukaryota, Ciliophora, Oligohymenophorea, Peniculida, Parameciidae. The record is from the annotation of a GenBank genome assembly.
AUAAAAUCAUAAUUUCCAAACAUGAGUGUAAGGAGACUUAGAAGUGGAGGUAUGCAUGCAAAUUCGGAAGAGGAAUACUUGAAUGUAUGAUUUUAUGUGUAUUACUCUAGAAAAUUGUUAAAAUGGAGAAAUAAUAAAAGAAAAAAACUAUUAGCUAAGAUGAUGAAUACUUUGAUGGAUUCAUUGUAAAUUCAUAAUUUACAUUUGAAUGCAUCGAGCAGCCUCAACUACCUUAGAUCACUCAGAAAUCUCACUUUAUUUUAAUUAUGAUUGAUGAUCUUCAUUUAAGUCCCAGAAGACUGUAAAAUAUGAUAGAAUACAGUAAUUUCAUGUUAAAAGUAUUUUUAGCAGACAAUUGUGAAACAAUGACUUAGAGUACGAAUGAUGAUUCCUCAACUUGGAGUCCUUAAAUUAUGAACUAUGACUGUAUAGUUCACACAUAUACCUAAGAAUGUGUGAAUCAUCUCUUUAAUAUAUGGAUAAUAAAUACACCCAUUAUUAAUUCAACUUUUAAAUGUAUGAUAACUAUCAAUAGUAGAUUGCUAUUACCAGCUAUUUGAAGCCUUGAUAUGUGUCAACAAUAUUAAGAGCAACUUAUUUUAAGAGGUUUUUGAGGAGAUGAGACAAAUAAAUAGUAAAGUUCAGUAAUUCCACAUUAAGGAAAAUGAUGAGGUUAACCAUUAUUAAUAUGCUAGGCUUCCCCCGAAAGGAAAUAGAUAAAUAAUCUUCAAUAAAUUUUAAAAACCUUAAUCGAUUCGAGAACUCCAUGAAGACAGCAC